This is a messenger RNA of Ustilaginoidea virens, 1113 nucleotides long. RefSeq lists its product as uncharacterized. Gene Ontology annotation, molecular function: sphingolipid delta-4 desaturase activity. Gene Ontology annotation, cellular component: membrane. Bases 1 to 1113 code for a protein of 370 amino acids. The record is from RefSeq and is a predicted model, not a curated record. Lineage: Eukaryota; Fungi; Ascomycota; Sordariomycetes; Hypocreales; Clavicipitaceae. Gene Ontology annotation, biological process: ceramide biosynthetic process. The transcript is spliced from 3 exons.
AUGUCGCCCAACGGCUCCGCCGCCGCCGCCGCCGCCGAGCCGCCAGACAAGCAGCUGCCCGCGGCAGACACGCAACCUGCCAGCCCGAAACACGACUUCCUCUGGACGUACACCGAAGAGCCGCACCGAACUCGACGGCUGGCCAUUAUCAAGGCCCACCCAGAGAUCACCAAGCUGUGUGGCCCCGAGCCGCUGACCAAGUACGUGGUCCUCGGCGUGGUAGCUCUCCAGGUCGCGCUGGCGUGCCUGCUCCGGUCGACGCCCUUCUGGUCCCUCAAGUUCUGGGCCGUGGCCUACGUCGUGGGCGCCACCGCGAACCAGAACCUGUUCCUGGCCAUCCACGAGAUCUCGCACAACCUGGCCUUCAGGAGCGCCCUGGCCAACCGGCUGUUUGCCAUUGUGGCCAACCUGCCCAUUGGCGUCCCCUACAGCGCCGCCUUUCGCCCGUACCAUCUCACCCACCACAAGUCCCUAGGCGUGGAUGGCCUCGACACGGACCUGCCCACCGCCGUGGAAGCCUUCUUCCUCGACUCCAUCCUCGGCAAGGCCUUCUUCUGCACCUUCCAGAUCUUCUUCUACGCCCUGCGCCCCAUGGUCGUGUACCGCAUCCCCUUCUCGUGGGUGCACCUCGUCAACAUGGCCGCCCAGCUGGGCUUCGACGCCCUCGUCCUCCGCCACGCCUCCUGCAGCGGCCUCCUCUACCUGCUCCUGUCGUCCUUCCUGGCGGGCAGCCUGCACCCGCUCGCGGGCCACUUCAUCGCCGAGCACUACGUGUACGAGACGGUCACGCCGACGCAGCGCGACCCCGCCAACUUGGCCCCCCUCCCGGAGACCUUCUCCUACUACGGACCCCUCAACUGGCUCACCUACAACGUCGGCCUGCACAACGAGCACCACGACUUCCCCGCCGUGCCCUGGACCAGGCUCCCCGCCGUGCACGAGACGGCCAAGGAGUUCUACGAGCCGCUCCCCCGGCACGAGAGCUGGGUGUACGCCAUCUGGCGCUUCGUCUGGGACGACUCCGUCGGCCUGAACUGCCGCGUCAAGCGCAAGAACGGCGGCCGGCUGGUCGGCGGCCCCGUCAACUGGAAGGAGUCCGAGGUCCAGGCUUAG